CCUGUUUUUAUUUAGGGUUAUGUUAUCGAAUUUUGGAAAGAAAAUCCGAAUAUUUUUAAGUUUUAUUUUUUAUCAACGUUUUUACAUAUUUAAAAUUAUGGAAGGUUCUUUGGAACUGAGAAACAUUAACGAUAUUAGAGAUAACCGGACUGAACAGGGGAUAGACUCGACGAAAACCACACAGGAACAGAUCCAAGUAGAAAACACUGUACUAAGAAAAUAUGAAGAGAUACAAAAUUUCUUAAGAUUAAAUCCAGAUUUACCUGAACUCACCAUGGAAAGGCACAGGAAGUUUCUGCGAGACUCCCUUAUAUAUUUAUCAUCAAAUUAUGAGUGUCUUGAUGCAAGUAGACCUUGGCUAUGCUAUUGGAUUUUACAUGCGUUGACGCUCCUAGGAGAAAGAAUUGAUGAAAACCAUAAAAGUUCUAUUGCUAAGUUUUUGGGCAAAUGCCAAAGCCCUUUGGGUGGGUUUGGAGGUGGUCCAGGCCAGUAUCCCCAUUUGGCACCCACCUAUGCCGCAGUAAAUGCUUUGGUUAUUUUAGGAACAGAGGAAGCAUUUAAGCUUAUCAAUAGGGACAAGCUUUAUAAAUUUCUGCAAAGUGUUCGGCAACCAGACGGGUCUUUUGCCAUGCAUGUCGGCGGAGAAAUAGAUAUUAGAGGAGCUUAUUGUGCUUUAUCAGUUGCUAGUAUGACCAAUAUAAUUACUCCGGAAUUAGUGGAUGGCACUGCAGAAUGGAUAGUAAGUUGUCAGACCUACGAAGGUGGCUUUGCUGGCUGUCCAAGCUUGGAGGCACAUGGUGGCUAUGCAUUUUGUGGCUUAGCAGGUCUGGUCAUUUUAAAUAAAGGACAUUUAUGUGAUAAGCAAGCCUUAUUGAGAUGGUUAGUACAAAAACAGAUGAAACUAGAAGGAGGUUUUCAAGGGAGGACGAAUAAAUUAGUGGACAGUUGUUAUUCGUUUUGGCAAGGCGGUGCUUUUCCACUUAUAUAUUCCUUGCUUGCCAAAGAUGGACGAACACCGAAGGAACAUCUUUUUGAUGCCCGUGCUCUUCAGGAGUACAUCCUAAUAUGUUGUCAACACCCACAGGGAGGUAUCGUGGAUAAGCCGGGGAAACCGAAGGAUGCCUAUCACACUUGUUACGCAUUAAGCGGCUUAUCGAUAGCACAGCACUUUAUAAAUAAGAAAUGUGUCUUGGGAAGUUAUAGGAAUGAAUUGGCUGUUACACACCCCUUAUACAACGUAAGACCCGAUUUUGUGAGGAGAGCAAUACUCUACUUUCUUAGCUUAAAAUCAAAAGUUUUAUCAUGAUAUUUCGUGGAAAAACUUUAUUUAAAGAUUAUUCACUUGUGUUUUUUGUGAAUUUGCAAAGGCUGAUAAUAUGUUCUAAGUACUUACCAAGAAUUAGUUUUAUUUAUACAGAUGUGUUUUUAAUUAAGAUUGUUUCAGGUAUUUUAAGCUAUACCAACCAUUCGAAGUUUUAAUAUAUUUUGUUAUAAGAUGUGGUCCAGAACAGUUCUAUAAUAAGAGAUUAUAAAAAAUA
This is a messenger RNA of Anthonomus grandis grandis, 1538 nucleotides long. It is a transcript of the gene Fntb, whose product is annotated as protein farnesyltransferase subunit beta. The record is from RefSeq and is a predicted model, not a curated record. Gene Ontology annotation, biological process: protein farnesylation. Gene Ontology annotation, molecular function: protein farnesyltransferase activity. Bases 20 to 1306 code for a protein of 428 amino acids. Gene Ontology annotation, cellular component: protein farnesyltransferase complex. The transcript is spliced from 9 exons. NCBI's taxonomy places the organism in Eukaryota, Metazoa, Arthropoda, Insecta, Coleoptera, Curculionidae.